AAAAUCAACAAUACCCAUCUCUCCAAAUUUGCAGAUUCGUCCAAAUCUUUUGGAAUUUUAUGCGAAUCGUACUUGCCCACAUCCCAUUGGAUGCCUUUGAUCCAAAGACUCUUUCGUGGGACCAACGAUGAUUCGAAAAAUUAAAGCUACUGGAUAAAGAUCAUCCAAUUCUUCAUUCCUUCCUCAUGACUCUUCUCUUUCUAUCGGUUUCAUUUUGAUUUUCCUUUUUUGCACUUUUUAUCACUUCCAAUUCUCUUUUUCUUCUUCUUCUUCUUUCCCUUUGCGUGUUCUUUCGUUUUCAGUUCAUCAGCGUCGAAAAAGAAAAGAAAAAGAAAAUGCUGCUCUUUCACUCUUUCUAUUUAAGUUUUUGGGUCGAUUUCGUCUUUGAAGAAUGAUCUGAUUCCAUUUUCGCCUUUGAUCGUUCUUCAGAAUCGCUUCCCUUAACUUGAAGAUUGGAUGGGAGAUGCACAAACUCAGAAUGAACCAUACGAGAUUGCUUCCACGGCACACGAUGAUACUCUUCAAAUCUUCAGCAUUGUAUCACCAAUGGAUGAGAUUCUUACUCAUCUCUUGGCAUUGACCAGUUACAUAACUCGUCGAUUUGUCAGAUUUAUUGAGGAUCUUAUAGCCAGAGAUGUCGACAGAUUUCUCACCGACCAUAUCAUCGUUCCACAGAGAGUUUGUUCGAGUUAUUCUGGUCAGAAUAGGCAAAGGUCUGUUUCAGAAGGUUCAUCAUCUUCCAUUGCAGCCUCCAAUUCAAGAGACGGUCUGCUCAUAGAUAGAACAUCAGAUGUAGAAACUAUUUAUAGUUACGAGGUUGCAUCUCCCAUUUUUGAAGGGUUGAUGCUCCCAUUAUACGGUUUACAAUUUGUUCAAAAAUUAGCAUCAUGCUCCUUGAGAAAUUGUUUCUCGUGCAUUCGAUGUGUCGAACUCUGCCUUUACAAUAUAAUGUGUAGAAUUAGAAAAACCUUGCUCGGUUCUUCGAAUGAUAUUGGAUGGCUGCAAACCACUCCUGGCAUGCCUCCUGUUGUUGAUGGAACAGCAAGAUUCUUGGAAUUGCUCUCUGAUAUAAGGAACGGAGAGCAUAAACUACCCAACUCAUUCGUUUAUUUACUGAUUCCAGGUCUGUUUAGCAAUCAUGGUCCCUUGUAUUUUGUGGGAACCAAGAAAUUUUUUUCAAAGAUGGGCCUUACUUGCCAUAUUGCAAAAAUUCAUAGUGAGGCAUCUGUUGAACACAAUGCCUGGGAGUUAAAAGAAUACGUCGAGGAGCUUUACUGGGGCUCGGGCAAGCGAGUGAUGCUGCUCGGCCAUAGCAAGGGUGGGGUUGAUGCUGCUGCUGCAUUAUCAAUCUACUGCAAUGAGUUGAAAGACAAAGUUGCUGGCUUGGCUUUGGUACAAAGUCCAUACGGUGGAACUCCUUUGGCUUCGGAUUUUCUUCGCGACGGGCAGGUUGCUGACAAAGAAACGCGGAAGAUCAUGGAGCUAUUGAUUUGCAAGAUUAUUAAGGGGGACAUUCGAGCAUUGGAGGAUCUAACGUAUGAUAAGCGGAAAGAGUUCAUCAUGAACCACAACCUCCCCGAGAACGUACCAAUACUUUCCUUCCACUCCGAAGCACAGGUUGCACCAGGAGUUCUUGCUACAAUGACUCAUAUAGCGCAUGCCGAGCUACCUUGGCUACCUCUUCCAAGAUCAUGGACAGAAUCCGACACAGUGGUACAGGGCGGGCGGCGUGUUCCCGUGGUGAUUCCCCUUUCUGCUGUCAUGGCAUUGUGUGCUCUUCAUUUGCAGCUUCGGUAUGGGGAGAAGAGCGACGGAUUGGUGACCUGUCGUGAUGCAGAAGUUCCUGGCUCCGUUGUCGUGAGACCGAACCAGAAGCUUGAUCACGGGUGGAUGGUUUACUCUUCCAAGAAGAAGAGUACAGGUGAUCCUGAUGCUUGUGAGAUGUGUGAAGCAAUCUUGACACUGCUUGUGGAGCUUGGGAUGAGAAUGAAACAAGUAAAAUAGUUGGUGGCUUUCUUGUAAUAUUCGAAAAACAAAAUCCAAAUUCGUACGUUGGAAAAUCUAUUGAAAAUUUUCCGGGUGCUCUUGAAAAUUGAAAGCCGACCGUAUUUUUCAUACGACGGGUCGGCUGAGAGAUUUGGAUUUCAGAAAUGAAAUCAACUGAAAUUUUUUUAAAAGAAAAA
Messenger RNA from Cucumis melo (muskmelon), 2183 nucleotides. RefSeq lists its product as uncharacterized. NCBI's taxonomy places the organism in Eukaryota, Viridiplantae, Streptophyta, Magnoliopsida, Cucurbitales, Cucurbitaceae. The transcript is spliced from 10 exons. The record is from RefSeq and is a predicted model, not a curated record. The coding region runs from base 457 to 2004 and encodes 515 amino acids.